Ictalurus punctatus (channel catfish) is the source of this 5333-nucleotide messenger RNA. It is a transcript of the gene epha6, whose product is annotated as eph receptor A6. The coding region runs from base 923 to 3880 and encodes 985 amino acids. Gene Ontology annotation, biological process: axon guidance; protein phosphorylation; cell surface receptor protein tyrosine kinase signaling pathway. The record is from RefSeq and is a predicted model, not a curated record. Gene Ontology annotation, cellular component: neuron projection; plasma membrane. NCBI's taxonomy places the organism in Eukaryota, Metazoa, Chordata, Actinopteri, Siluriformes, Ictaluridae. The transcript is spliced from 17 exons. Gene Ontology annotation, molecular function: protein binding; transmembrane-ephrin receptor activity; ATP binding.
UAUAAAACACGAUUCAUUCUCAGUAUGUAUUCACUUCUUCUCAGUCAGAACAGCGUGCUGUGCUUGUUUCACUUCAAGUCCCCCCGCCUUUUUUUUUAUUGACUAGAAAAUCAGCUGAAGAGAAGGCACCACACCUGAGGGGACAGUGUUUUCCGCAUUAGCAAAACCUGCCUUAAGCUCCGUGGAGAGAAGCUCGCUCUCUCGCUUUGCCCGCGCGCCUCAGCUUACUCGCGUGAGCGCGCGGACACCCUCUAGUGCCAGCGCGUUUUCGGGGGGUGUUUUUUUUUUUUAAUCCGCGGUGAGAGGAGAAAAGAAGAAGAAGACGUAAAAAAAAAAAAGAGCUGAAAAUAGUGUGUUUUUCCUUCAUCUUCUUCUUUCCUCCAAACUGAAGACUCAACGAGUAUCACAGGUCAGUCAGUCGACGUCUCGCUCCGAGCUCGUGCGGGUCCGCCGUGCAGAGAGUUUGGCGCCAAAGAGAAAGAGUACAAGCCUCGCGCCUCUCGCCUCGCGCACCCUCGCGCCUCUCGCCUCGCGCACACUCAAGACGAGCGAAAGACGUGCGCGUGAGGCUAAAACAACAAAACACAACAAACUGACAGGAACACACAGAGAACGAGGCUGUGGUGAUCUCCUGAGGACCGUCGUUUUAAUAUACACACAUUUAUCCGAAGAGCAAGGAGGAAGAGAGAAGAAAGAAGACUCUCUUUCAUGGGAUAAAAUACCUACAGGACAAGUUUUUUUUUUCUUCUCCUUCUUCUUCCCUUUUUAUCUUCCAUUUACCGAGAUAUAAUGGAUUGGUCGUUGAGCCGUGGUUCCAACGGCGAUUUCAAACGAUUUAAAGUAGUUUAAGGAAUUUAUAAACACGAUUUGGUAAUCUGUUUCUUUUCACAGAGGACCCUGGCUGUCGUGGAUACUUAAAAAAAUGACUUUUCAACUAAGAAUUUGCCUCAGUUUCGCGUUAAUGGGAGUAACGUUAACGGACCCCGAGCUUCCCAAUCAAGUGGUUCUCCUGGACACCACAGCCGUAUUGGGCGAACUCGGUUGGAUGACCUACCCAGUAAAUGGGUGGGAUGCCAUCACAGAGAUGGAUGAGCAGAACCGGCCCAUCCACACCUUCCAGGUGUGCCACGUAAUGGAGCCAAACCAAAACAACUGGCUGCGCUCGAGCUGGAUCGCGCGGCAGGAGGCACAGAGGAUCUACGUCGAGCUGCGCUUCACGCUGCGCGACUGCAACAGCAUCCCGUGGGUAUCGGGUACAUGCAAAGAGACCUUCAACCUGCACUACCUGGAGACGGACGAGCCUCACAGCCACUUCCGUCCCUCCGACUACGCCAAGAUAGACACGAUUGCGGCCGAUGAAAGCUUCACGCAGACCGACGUAGGCGAACGAGUUCUCCGGUUGAACACGGAGGUGCGUGAGCUAGGGCCCGUGCGCACCAAAGGCUUCUACCUCGCCUUCCAGGACGUGGGCGCGUGCAUCGCCCUGCUCUCGGUGCGCGUCUACUACAAGAAGUGUCCGUCCACGCUGAGGAACCUGGCCGCCUUCCCCGACACGGUGCCACGUGUCCACUCGUCAGCUCUGGUGGAGGUGAGGGGAGCCUGUGUGUUGAACGCUGAAGAGCGAGACACCCCACGACUAUACUGCAGCGCCGACGGGGACUGGCUCGUCCCACUGGGCAGGUGUGUGUGCAGCGUUGGCUAUGAAGAGAGUGACGGCCUCUGUCUGGCCUGUAAACCUGGUUUCUACAAGGCCUUCGCAGGGAACAUCAAGUGCUCUAAGUGCCCUCCACACAGUUUCAGCCACCCCGAGGCGUCUGCGCUGUGCCACUGCGAGAAAGGCUACUACAGAGCGGGCAAAGACCCACCGAGCACCGCCUGCACACGACCGCCCUCACCUCCACGUAACGUGGUGUACAUCAUGAACGAGACCGCGCUGUUUCUGCAGUGGGCUCCACCCAGCGACACGGGCGGCCGGAAGGACGUUACCUACAACGUCCUCUGCCAGCGCUGUAGUGUCGAGGGCCAGGCCUGCCAAGCGUGCGACAGUGACGUGCGCUUCGUACCGCCGCCCGUGGGCCUGACGCGCACUUCUGUGGCCGUGCAGGACUUUGUGGCCAACGCUAACUACACGUUCCAGAUCGAAGCUGUUAACGGCGUGUCGGGAAUGGGACAAGCGACAAGGCAGAUGGCCAACAUCACUAUCAGCACCGCGCAGGCUGGUCCAUCUUUGGUGGCAGCGGUGAAGAAGGACUGGGCCACUCAGAGCACCAUCGCCCUCUCCUGGCAGGAGGCUGAACAGCCCCACGCAGCCAUCCUCGACUACGAGAUCAAAUACUACGAGAAGGAGCAGGAGCAGUUGAGCUACUCGUCCACUCGCACUAAAGUUCCCAGCGCGAUCGUAACGGGCCUCAAGCCGUCCACGGUCUACGUGUUCCACAUCCGAGCUCGCACGGCGACCGGCUACAGCAGCUACAGCUCCAAGCUGGAGUUCACCACGGGGGACGACGAUUCGGAGGAAGCGUCUGAUCAGGGCCAGGUGUUGGUGAUCGUUACCGCGGCAGUCGGGGGGUUCUCUCUGCUCAUCAUCCUCACGCUUUUCCUGCUCAUCACGGGCAGGUGCCAGUGGUACAUCAAAUCCAAGAUGAAACCACAGGACAAGAGAAGGACACAGUAUCAGAAUGGACACGUGCCGUUCCCGGGAAUAAAGACCUACGUCGAUCCGGACACGUACGAGGAUCCGACUCAGGCUGUUCACGACUUUGCUAAGGAGAUCGACCCGUCUCGUAUCCGUAUAGAGAGGGUCAUCGGAGCUGGAGAGUUCGGGGAAGUGUGUAGUGGUCGUCUCCGCACUCCAGGGAAAAAGGAGAACCCUGUGGCCAUAAAGACCCUAAAAGGCGGCUACACAGAGCGUCAGAGGCGGGACUUCCUGCGAGAGGCCAGCAUCAUGGGACAGUUCGACAACCCCAACAUCAUCAGACUGGAGGGCGUGGUCACGAAGAGUCGUCCUGUGAUGAUCGUGGUGGAGUACAUGGAGAACGGCUCAUUGGACUCUUUCCUGAGGAAGCACGAUGGACAUUUCACCGUCAUCCAGCUGGUCGGUAUGCUGCGUGGCAUAGCCUCCGGUAUGAUGUACCUGUCCGACAUCGGCUACGUCCACCGGGACCUGGCAGCCCGGAACAUUCUGGUGGAUGACAACCUGGUGUGUAAGGUGUCGGACUUCGGCCUGUCCAGGGUCCUGGAGGACGACCCAGAGGCUUCCUACACCACUACAGGAGGGAAGAUUCCCAUCCGUUGGACGGCUCCGGAGGCCAUCCAGUACAGGAAGUUCUCCUCAGCCAGCGACGUCUGGAGCUACGGCAUCGUCAUGUGGGAAGUGAUGUCUUACGGAGAACGGCCGUACUGGGAGAUGUCCAAUCAGGAUGUGAUCCUGUCCAUAGAGGAGGGUUACAGGCUGCCGGCGCCCAUGGGCUGCCCCGUGGCUCUGCACCAGCUGAUGGUUCACUGCUGGCAGAAGGAGCGCAGCAGGCGGCCUCGCUUCCACGACAUCCUCAGCUUCCUGGACAAGCUCAUCCGCAACCCCAGCAGCCUCCUCACGCUGGUGGAGGAUGUACACAGUUUACCCGAAUCCCCAGACGACCUGCCUGACUAUCCUCUCUUCAUUUCCAUCGGCGACUGGCUGGACUCCAUCAAAAUGAGUCAGUACAAGAGCAACUUCAUAGCGGCAGGGUACACGACCCUGGACUCCAUCUCCAGCAUGAGCAUCGACGAUGUCCGGAGGAUCGGCGUGUCUCUGAUCGGCCACCAGAGGAGGAUAGUGAGCAGCAUACAGACACUGCGACUGCAGUUCCUGCACAUUCAACAGAGCGGCUUCCACGUAUGAGACGGACCAGCCAGUACCAACACACACACGCACGCACACACACACACAAACACACACUUACCCUAACACACACCCACGCACACACACAUGCACACAUAUACCUAAACAGUCAGGCCUUGUCUGUUUUACAAACCGCGAUGAGAGAACUUCAGGCUUUCUCAAAACUUUUCAACCGGCCAUCGAAGGCUUCCAAAUGAAAAAGCAAUCAAAGGGGAAAAGGGACCAGUGCGAAACAAAGCGUCUCUGGGAGAUGGACAACCAAUCAGGGUUGGAAACAUGGCACUGUCGCUAUGGUGAUGUCAUCUGUCCAUCAUCCACAAGUUCCGUGACUGGCUGGAUUCACAGUCGGAGAACUUUUAAUAGUAUAUUUGCUAUUUUAAUGUAACAAAGUACGUGUCUUAAUAGAUAUUUAUCAUUUAUUUAUCAUGCUACUUCCAGGAAUUCGAGAGACCUUGAAUGUCGAGUGGAUUGGUACGGCUUUUACCCAUCGUUUAUCAUCUGAUAUUUAUGCUGGUAUUUAUAUGUACAUGUGUAUGUCUGGGGUUUUGUUUUGUUUGUUUGUUUGUUUGUUUGUUUGUUUUCUGGGUUUGUUUUUUUUUCCUGCAGCAAUAUGUGCAGUCUUUUCAGACCAAGAAAAGACGCUAAGUUAGGGCGUAGGAGUAGAGAAUUGUGUUUUGAAAAGGGAAAAGAAAAAAAAACGCAGCACAAAACCAUUGACCUCCUCAGGCAGUCAGCUACGCCGUGCGAGAUCGCUUCGGACCUUUUGGAAGAUUGAAAGCCAUGGUCUCGUGCUUCUGCAUCAGACCUCACACUCUCAAAUGUACAUGCCAGUCUUCACCUUACAGACCUACAUACUCUGCUGUGAUGCACAAGAUUUAUAAAGCUCUUUUAUUUAUUUAUUUAUUUAUUUAUUUAUUUAUUUAUUUAUUUAUUAAGACGGGCGAGAUUGUCAUGGUGAGUUAGAUAGGCGCGGUUUUAGUAUAAAUAGAAUAUACGCAUUGAAUGUACAGUAGGAUGGUGUGUAGCAGAGAAAGUACGUGCUCUCUCUCUCUCUCUCUCUCUCUCUCUCACACACACACACACACACACACACACACACGUACACCUUACAGGUUAUCAUGCUUACAUAACAAUAAUUCAGUCAUACCCUCUAUUGCUAACUUUACACACAUAUACCUUGCAGAUUAGUGUAUUUUCCUAUUAAUGCACUGUAUUGCUUACUUUAAACACACACACACACGCACACACACACACACACACUCUAAAACGCCACAUGCAGAGGCUGUCCUUGUACUAGAGCACAUGUCCAGGACAUUGAGGACUCGUCAAGGGAGAACCGGUGAAUGAAUAGGGACUAGUAAUACAAUAGUAUAUUAUUUUUUAUAAUUUAUUCUGGAUUAAUACAGAGGUUUAAGUGGAUCGAUUAGGUUGAAUGUUUGUAAGAAAUAAACGA